CCUGCUCUGCAUGAGAACAACUCUGACACCGCGCUUGGACGUUUCAUCUGCCCGCUUUUCGGGCAGAUAAGAGGAGAUGCGAUCACAGGCACGUCCAGAGGAGCCAGCAAAAUUUGAUGCGUGCGAUAGAAGGAGGGGUCCUUUCAUCGGUACUGGGUACCUACUGAGCUCACGAAGCACAUGAAAGCCGUCAAAUAAACGAGAAAUACUUGAGAGAUUGUCUGCGAGAACGCUUCGAACGACAGUAUGGACCAGGGUUGUAAUAGCAGCGAAUGCCUAGCAAUCUGACUCACGAGACGAGACCUGGAAGUGGUUACCUUCCUGUUUCCUGUUUCCUGUCAACACAAAUGCAAACAUUUUGACUGGGUAGAAGAGUGUGACUUCAGAACUCAUCGACUGCAGCAUUCUCGACUUUGGAAUCUCAUCUGUGCAGAAAGCAGUCAGCCAGAAAUGGCGGCACGCAAAUCCAGCACAGUCUUACCGCCAGAGCUGCCGCUCAGCCCUACUCAGCAGCGAUUCCCAGUAGCCUUCAACCAACAAACGACGAGCUACGAGUUCGCAUCGGGCCAUGAGAAUACCAAGCAAGGCUUGAGUCCCGAUCCCGAGUGCAACCCCAAAGAUGAAUUCCACCCGCAAUCACCCGUCGAUUCUUCUAUACUCGACUCCAGCACAAUCAGCUGGCACACGGCACGCGAGCAAAGCGAAGAAAUCGAACCUCUCAGUCCCAAAACGCCUCCAAAGUUUGACCUCCAGUACCAAAAACCCUCAACUUCCGCCAAAGACACUCAAGCCUGCAAGCGAGCACGGAACUUCGCUACGCAGCAGUCGGAACAGGUCGCAGAGAAGCGGCGGCGUCGCACACCUGUGAGAGCAGAUACGAGUCCAACCAAGCCAGGACUACCUCGUGAGCCGGAGCUUUGGGGGAGCCCUCCGCCGUAUUUUGGUUUGCCUUCUUCUUCUGAGACGGAGCAGGAAUGUGAAGCACGCGGGCGUGCGAGGAAAUCUCCACGGCAUGAAGCGCCGGGAAGAAGUGAUGCAAUGGCAAUGGAGACUGAUUGAAUCAUGAAGAAAUCCCAAGGUCAAGGGGCUUGAGAAACGCGAAUUCGGGAUUGUGUCUUUGUCGGUCAUUUGGCUAUAUUACUAUGGCUUCACGUAGCGUUCGAAGGGAGGGAUUCUGCAGAGAUGUGCCUCUUG
Molecule: messenger RNA, 1194 nt
Organism: Pseudocercospora fijiensis CIRAD86
Lineage: Eukaryota; Fungi; Ascomycota; Dothideomycetes; Mycosphaerellales; Mycosphaerellaceae
Exons: 2
Coding region: 451-1059 (202 amino acids)
Source: RefSeq, a predicted model, not a curated record